Molecule: messenger RNA, 762 nt
Organism: Daktulosphaira vitifoliae (grape phylloxera)
Lineage: Eukaryota; Metazoa; Arthropoda; Insecta; Hemiptera; Phylloxeridae
Product: jerky protein homolog-like
Exons: 1
Cellular component (GO): nucleus
Molecular function (GO): DNA binding
Source: RefSeq, a predicted model, not a curated record
UAAACUCCCGAUUAUCCGCGAGCGGAUUAUCCGCGUUGCGGAUUAUCCGCUGUCUUCCACGGAAUCGUCUACAUACCUAUUUGUAAACAAAUAUUUAAUACUAAUACACGUGUAUGUACUUCUAUUAAUACACAUUAUGUUAUGUUCUUUUAAUACUAUUCCCUGGAAUGUACAUUGCACAUAAUUAUCGGUUAAAUUGGGCUACGAUAGUCGAUUAUGCGAUAACGUACAUUACAUAUUGCAUUUGAUCACUAAUAACGCGUAUAUCUAUUUAGUCUUCUGUCUACCAUCGACUAGAACUUUGUGCGUUUCGCGUGUGAAAAAAUGAGUGAAAAAAGAAAAAAAGUGCUAUUGUCAAUUCAAGACAAACUUGAAUUGAUUAACGAUAUUAAAAAGGGUACGUCGAAAAAACAAAUAAGCUUGAAGUAUGGAAUAGGAGAAAGCACCGUUAGAGACAUUUUUAAACAGAAAGAUAAAUUAAUGAAAUUCGCGUCCGCAUCUGACAACAACUCAUCAAUGAAAAAAAGAAAAACCAUGAAAACUAGCACUUAUAAAGAAUUAGAUGCGGCUCUUUUACAGUGGAUAAAUCAAGUUAGAAGUGAGGGAACUCCUGUUUCAGGACCUAUUGUUUCUGCAAAAGCAAAACAGUUUUUUGAAAUGUUAGGUUUAGAAGGGAAAUUUGACGCGUCAUCAGGGUGGUUGACAAGGUUUAAAAAACGCCACGGAAUAAGAGAAAUUGGAAUUAACGGCGAUAAAUUAAGU